This is a messenger RNA of Verruconis gallopava, 1746 nucleotides long. RefSeq lists its product as uncharacterized. The transcript is spliced from 2 exons. The coding region runs from base 1 to 1491 and encodes 496 amino acids. The record is from RefSeq and is a predicted model, not a curated record. NCBI's taxonomy places the organism in Eukaryota, Fungi, Ascomycota, Dothideomycetes, Venturiales, Sympoventuriaceae.
AUGGUCGGUCUUUUCAGUUGUGGCCUGAACUUAGAGUUGCCCAUGGUAAUGUUGUGGUUGGCAUCAGUCGUUGAUGGCUCCGUCUUUCUUCCAAGAUUCACCAAUGAUUCCUGUUCGGCGGAUUGUACCGCUUUCGACAUCAUACAAAGAUAUUACUGGCAGAAACAAGAGGUCACGUCGACGGUGACGGCGGCGACUCUCAUCUACAUCAUCGAUGAUAGGACGAACACGACACGAACGUCAACAAAAACGAACGAACUGCCCGCAGGCGUGACGCCACCUCCUGUCAAUGCGAAAGGCACGCACGUAACCACGUUCAUGGUAGAAACAGCCCGGGGCGAGAGCUCCGAGGUGAUUUUGGCUUAUCCGACGGAAUUCACUCGAUAUCCUAUUGACUACGGGUGGUUUGGCACACUUCCGACCAUCGACGCAAAUGGCCAGUCCACGUGCUCCAUCGUGGACCCGUCGAAAUCGACGCAAUAUGUGGACUACAGCGCGUACGCGACGCCUGUCCAGUCGGGCGUCGAUACUGUGGAUCCCGCAGAUCCAACGGGUUUCAUUUACAGCCUCAUGGGAUACGGUUGCUACGAAGCGGCAGACCCGACGAUCAAUCCAAACGAUGCGGCCCCGAAGUCUUGCGGGUCGAUGAACUUGUGUGGCGUCAGCGCUCUCUCGACUGUACAGUUCCUGACUGAAACAUCUACUUCUCAUGAGUCUUCCACGCCGGAUCCAACGCCGCCGCCAAGGGACACGACGCCUGCUCAGCCCCAGCAGGCACCGACUCCACCUCCUGCGAGUGCUGCUGGAGCUGGCGGGAACAACAACAACAACAACAACAACAACAACAACAACAACAGCCCGAUACCGCAGCCGACACCUCAGCCAACAAAUGUUAACGCGCAGCAGCCCCCAGCUCAGCAACAAACACCAGCACCAAUCGUCGUCGGUUCGCAGACGAUAUCCGCCAAUGCUCAGUCGAACUUCGUGAUUGCAGGACAAACCCUCACGCAGGGUGGUCAGGUUGUCGCGGGAGGGACCACCAUUUCACUCGCGCAAGGCGGAUCAGUAGCCGUCAUCAACGGGGCCACACAGUCGCUCGUAGUAGCACAGCCUGUGGCGUCGCCAGUGCUGACUGUGGGUGGCCAAACAGCGACGGCAAAUUCGGCAGGCCAGUUCGUGGUUGAGGGGAGCACACUUGGCAUCGGAUCUGUGGUGACCUUGGGCUCCGGUUCGAGCAAAACUACCGUGGGCCUGACGACGGAUGGCACUGGGCACACGGUCGCCGUGAUAAACGGGCAAAGCUCCACCCUCGCCCCUGGCAAGACGGGCGGGAUCGGAGACGCGAUCGCGUCUGGUCUUGGAUCGACGGGAAGCGGUGCGGAGCAGUUCACGGGAGCCGCACGCGAGCGAAGAAUUCCCUGGCUUGCGCUUGCUUUACCAAUUUUUUGCAUUGCUCGUGCGACGAUCGCGCUUAGCAAUGCACAGCAUUAGGUCCCGUAGAAUCAGACCAGGUCCUAACGAUCGGUGUCGAGUCAAAUGGCAUGGAAAAGACGUGGACUCUGCGAGUGAAUCGUAUCAAUUAUAAGUACAAAGGACGUCUAAUGUGCGCUCUCUCCGUACAUGAAGGGGUUGCUUGUGCUUUUAUGAUACGCAGAUGGCCGUGGCGAAAUCGCACCCGCGAAAGCCCUGCUUGGUCCUCUUGUAGAGGAGGAACCGUCCGACAUCCAAUGAUUGGGGCCCUGCAAU